CGGCUUCUUAUUUUCUGCCCUGCAUGCACUCGUCUGCUGCUGCCGCGCUUCGGUCUGAGGCUGCUGCUCUGUUGCGGUAGGUGACGUUCGCUGAAGAGGAGUGCUUGAGGAUGAUGCAGCAGCCGACGAACCGUCGCGUGACAAGGGUGGAGAGCCCUGCUCCUCAAAUGGGCCAGCAAGGUGAGUUUAGUAACAAGCUGCUCUGUAAUGGUGUCGAUAUCCCUGUGUUCAACUGGACACAGGCGGCAACCGGCCCGGUGCUGCAGAGCUGCAGCGUCGCCAUGUCUGCGGCACCCGUCCUCGAGCAACGACUCCUCAGGCCCCAAACCGGGCGCCCACAUUCACCAGAAUGCAUGACAAAGGUGAGAGACCUCCAGAGAAGUUUCAUUUGAAGCCGUGAUCCACUUUGUCCUUGCAGCUCCCUGCCGUCGCCCUGUCCGUGGCAUGAGCCCGCUUCCGCUGCACGAGCAGCGUCGGCCGUUGUUUUUGCAGGCGAAGCCGCCCCAGCUGCCGGGACGCCACACUCUCAAACCCAUGCAGUAUCGCAACCCAAGCCCAGGUAGGCAGAGAUGAUCCCUUGUGCAAUGGAACGUGUGUGUGAGCUUUUCACGUGUCUCCUUCUCUGUGUGUUUGCAGUGCCCAACUACGCCAACAGGACGCCCAUCAGGCGCCGUCAGCAUGAGAUUGACGACGCUGACCGGGCGAUGAUGGGCACAGGCAGGGGCAGGAUGGAGGGCGUUGGGACUUUGGAGGUGGAUGUCGGCGUCAUGACUAGCCCGGUGAUCAGACACACAUAAUGAGCGAUGAUGACAAACAAUGAUACUUUGACUUCCUUCAGCGAUUUGGUUCGCCUCCGGAGAGGAAGAAGGCGCCAGGCAUAGCCGCCCCCCCGCCCCUGGCCAUCCCGCCCAUGGGCUACAUCCCCACCGUCACCGACAAAGCUAAGACAAAGAAGAAACAGCAGCCCAAGACUCACAGCAAGGCCCCCAGCCCUUCCCCCAUCGGCCCCACCACACCAAAGCGCUCCCCAUACGCCGAGGUCCCGCAAAGGCGCAAGACCAAAGCCCGCUCCGAGCAGCUGCCGGACGAGCCGAAGCAGCUGGGCUUCACGAGGGACGGCAGGAAGGGCACCUUCCGAGGGUACGAGGCCCAUAACAUGACCCCCAUGACUCCCGCAAAGGUGCUGGCCACCGAGGUGCCCGUGCGGACGAUGCACAAGCCGUAUGUCGUGACGGAGCGCGUGCCCUUCAACCCCGUGAUGCGUAUGGUGAGGGAGGAGGAGACCACGGGGGUGCCCCCUGAGGUGGAGCUGGAGAUGGCCGAUGACGAGGAGUCGCACUACCUGGACCGGCCUGAGGAGGAGGAGAGCCUGCUCGCCAACCAGGAGGAGAUUGUCGACCCUCAGGUGCCCGAGGACACCAGCACCGGCACCGCCAUCCAUCACCUCGACGAGAACGCCACGCAGCACCAACACCAACACCAACAGGAGCAGGAGCCAGCCCCUCUCCCUCAGCUUCGCUUCAGAAACUGGCUUGAGCCCGCCCGCACUCAGGCGCAUCAAGACCACCGGCCACUCACCCCUGUGGUCGAGAGGGAGACACUGGCUGAGGCGCAGCCUGCUGUGCGGGCUGGGGCGGGGGCAGGGGCGGGUCGGCGGGAGAGGCCUGUGGUGGAGAUGGACGUGCCGACCAACCCGUGGCAAGCGAAGGAGAGGGUCAACCGUGCCGAGAAGGAAAAGGAAAAGGAGAAGGACAAACGUGCCAUCGCCCUGCCGCCAAGGAAAACAGGUACACAAGACGGGACAAAUAAACAGAUCGCGUCUCAUCUUCCCCCUUUAUCAGAGCACGUCCUGGGUAUAUAUGGCAAGGCGGCAGAAAUCCGCGACGCACGCCGUGACGCCCAGCAGGUGCGGGCCAAGGUGGCGCUGGGCGCUCGACUGACGGCGAGACCCAACACAGGAGAGAGGGCUGCCGACGACAGUGAGAGAGAGAGGGAGAGGCCGAGUCGGGAGGAGGAGCUGGAGAUAUGUGAGAAGGUCGGCAGCGGGGCGUACGCCAAGGUCCACCGGGCGAGGAACCGGGUGAGUGAGUGUCAGAGGGGCAGAGACAGAGGGACGGGGACACACAGGAAGAAGGUGUGCACGGUGGAUUGGAUGGAUCGCGUUUUCGGUCUGUGCGGUGCGUGUGCGUGUGCGUGCAGGUGACACGUGAGUCUGUCGCUUUGAAGAUGUACCCUCGCUCGCACUACCAGGGGCGGAAGAGACAGAGCUAUGAACGGGAGGAAAAGUAAGUACCAAACCACGAAAAGAGACCGCCCCCUCCUGCCCUUGUCUCUACUUCUGCGUGUCCGUCUGUGUGUGUGUUCAGUGUGUUGCGUAUGGUCCGUGACUUGGUCAAGCACCCGCACAUUGUGGGCUACAUCGGGCCGUACGAGACGCGGACGCACCUGUGUUUUGUGUUUGAGUUCCUGGAGGGGGGCAACCUCAAGCACUGGGUCGACCGCAAGGGCGGCAGGCUUACCGAAGCUGACGCACGGGCGGUCUUCUCACAGGUAAGUGAAAUGAAAUGGAAGAUGGCGGCUUGUGUUGGGGUAUGCAUGUGUCUCGUUUUCUCGUCAUGCAGCUUGUGGAUGCGCUGGAGGCGCUGCAUCGCAACAAUAUCGUACACCGAGACAUCAAGCUUGACAACAUCCUGAGGGACAAGAAAUCAUCCUACGGCAACUCACACCAAGGUAUGUGCGACACUCAGCACACAGAUAGAUGCCAUAUGAGCAAUGGCCGCCGCGAUUAAUGGCCACGCCUCCCCCUCUCUCUCUCUCUCUCUGUGUGUGUGUGUGUGUGGUCGUGUGCAGUCCCAUUUUUCAAGCUGAUCGAUUUCGGGUUCAGUUUCCACGUGAGGGAGGACCACAGUGGGCAGCUCAAGCUCUUCUGCGGCACACCAUCAUACAUGGCCCCCGAGAUCGUCACCAACCAGCGGACCAAACAGGCCUUCUGCGGCUUCAAGGCCGACGUGUGGGCCAUGGGCGUGGUGCUCUACCACCUUGUCUGCGGGCAGCUGCCCUUUCGCGCUGAGAACGAUAGGUGAGGUGACACUUUUGAGAGCACAGGCAUCGUCCUCUGGUCUGUGUCUCUCUGUUUGUCCGUGCAGUGCGCUGUAUCAGAAGAUUCUGCACUCGUCGAGCCACCUGAAGGUCCCGGAUCGGCUGCAGCUGACGCCGACCUGUGAGGACAUUAUCCGGAGGAUGCUGCACCACGACCCGCGCCACCGGCUCUCCAUGCACGAGGCCAAACACCACGAAUGGUAGGUACCUCAUCAACACAGAAAAGUGGCGGGGAAUCGGCCCAUCGGUGUGUGUGUUUCUGUUCGGUGUGUGUGAAGGCUGCGUGGCGAGGCCUCCGUGUCGACGGCCAUCCCGUCGUCUCAGUCGUCAUCGAUGCGGAGCAACCUCAACACCAUCAACAGCCAUCCCCAGUCCCGCCCAAACUCCCUGCCGCCGCCGCCCAAUAUGCCCAACAUAUUCAUGCCACCCUGCCCGCCGCCCCCUUACACCUACCUGCACCCGCCGCCCUACUACUCGCCGAACAGCGUCCCACACACGUUUGCACAGGCGGCAGGAGUGGCGUACUUUGGCGGUAUGCUGACGGGGGAUGGCGGAAUGGCUGUGGCCCCACCGCCGCCGACCUUUGAGCAUCACCAGGGGCAGCACUAGCAGACAGACAGAGGGCGGGUUGUGUGUGUCGAUUUGUGGGUGGGAGAGGGAGAGAAUGUGGGAUGGGGUUAAUGGCGCCAGGGUGAUGAUAGGCAGCCGCUUCUUGCAAGAGUGCUGGAUGGAUGGUGAUCAGUCGAGCUUGUCUCUUUCCUUUUGCCACGCAUGACCCAUCGAGGAGGCGCCACACGGAGAGAUAGAUAGAGUGGCAAGGCUGAGUCACCAGUGCCCGUCCAUUUCGUUUGUUGAUGGAAGAAACCAAACAAUCAG
This is a messenger RNA of Vitrella brassicaformis, 3975 nucleotides long. The record is from the annotation of a GenBank genome assembly. Lineage: Eukaryota; Vitrellaceae.